AACCCGGAGAUUAUCUAGCCGACGAGUUUUUCCACUUUUAAUCCAAGGGAACCGGUAUUAAUGGAGUUUACGAAUCUCUUCCUCAACUCUGAGCACAUUUUAUCCAUUUAAAUCAUAUCAUCUCUGGUGUGUGUGGCUCACUUUUUUGCUUUUUCCGUGGAGGAGGACCCGCUGUUGAUCUUAUGUUCCCCUCUCUCUUUGUGCGCCCUCCCGGUUCUCCAUUCGCCAGACGCGGAGCAGAGCCGCAUCACCAUCAUCAUCAGCGCUCGCGCUGCCUCUCUCUCUGCGCUCGCAGUCAGGACCCGUGUGCCCUGCUAUCCCACCACCAUGAAUUCGGAUAUUAAUAUGUACUUGGGUCGAGAGAAAACGGGAAUCAUGCGAAAGAGAGCCCUGCUACUCAGGAAAGGCUGCAGUUUCGAAAUAACGAGCUCAGCAUCAGAGGAUCUUGGGUGCAGGCGGGGAGAGUUCAGCCGGAAACACUAUGGAUCAGUUGAACUGCUCAUCUCUAGUGAUGCAGACGGGGCCAUACAGAGAGCUGGGAGAUUCAGAGUGGAGAAUGGAUCAAUAGAAGAGACCUCUGACCAUACGCCUGGAACAUGGAGGAGAACUGACGUCCAUCUGGAGAACCCAGAGUAUCACACCAGAUGGUACUUCAAGUACUUCCUGGGAAAAGUUCAUCAAAACUAUGUGGGGACGGAUGCUGAGAAGAACCCCUUCUUCCUGUCUGUGGUUCUGUCAGACCAGAACAACCAGAGGAUCCCACAGUAUCGAGCCAUCCUCUGGCGCAAGACGGGUACUCUAAAAAUCAGCCUUCCAUACAGUCCAACAAAAACACUAUCAGUCAAAUCUAUAUUAAGUGCCAUGAAUGUGGACCGUUUUGAAAAGGGCCCGAGGGAGAUCCUUAACCCAGAGAUUCAGAAGGAGUUACUGGUGCUGGAGGAGCAAGAGGGUAGUGUAAAUUUUAAAUUUGGUGUUCUUUAUGCCAAAGAUGGACAGCUGACAGAUGAUGAAAUGUUCAGCAAUGAAUCGGGAAGUGAGACUUUUGAUAAAUUUCUGAAUCUCCUUGGUGACGCGAUCUGUCUGCAGGGCUGGGCAGGUUAUCGCGGAGGACUGGAUACUAAGAAUGACACUACAGGAAUAAAUUCCAUCUACACAGUCUAUCAGGGUCAUGAGCUCAUGUUCCAUGUUUCAACCAUGUUACCUUAUUCUAAAGAGAACAAGCAACAGGUAGAGAGGAAGAGACACAUUGGGAACGACAUCGUGACCAUUGUGUUUCAGGAGGGAGAUGACGCCUCGCCGUCCUUCAAACCCUCGAUGAUUCGCUCCCAUUUCACACAUAUUUUUGCCUUAGUUCGAUAUAAUAGCCAGAAUGAUAGUUACAGGUUGAAGAUUUUCUCAGAGGAGAGUGUGCCGCUGUUUGGCCCUCCCCUCCCUUCCCCACCAGUGUUCACAGACCACCAGGAGUUCAGGGACUUUUUACUAGUUAAAUUAAUAAAUGGAGAAAAAGCCACUCUUGAGACCCCCACUUUUGCUCAGAAACGUCAGCGUACACUGGACAUGCUGAUUAGAUCCCUGUACCAGGAUCUCAUGCCUGACAUGCCCAAGGUUCCCUUCUCUCCGCAGAACAUGCUGAACCGACGCUCAUUCAGCGACGUACUGCCAGAGUCGCCCAAAUCCGCCCGUAAAAAAGAGGAGGCACGUCAGGCUGAGUUUGUUCGAGUGGGACAGGCCUUGAAGCUGAAAACUAUCGUUCGAGGGGAUGCGCCCACCAGUCUAGUCACCACUGGCCUUUGCAGGAAAGAGCCAUGGGAGUCACAGUCGUUCUGCAGUAGCUUCCCGUAUGAUAUAGUCUGUGGAGAUUCAUGGGGACAGUCAUUACUGGUCGCCACAGAUUCAGCAGGGGUCAUGCUACUGGAGGCAUCAGAUCCACUCUUCCCCAAUGCAGAUACACCAACUCUGCCUCCGGUGCAGGUAUUUGACAAAACCUUGACUGUAAAACAAAUGCACGUCCUUGAACCUCAGGAUCUCCUCAUUGCAAGAGCAGAUAAGGGGAAAGAUGCUCGACUGUAUGUUUACCGACUGAGCACGCUCAAACGAGGGAUCGAGGAGCGGCAGCUUGUCCGCACCAAGUGUGACAGUCGAGAGAACAAGCUUGAGAAAACCAAAGGCUGCCAUCUCUACUCCAUAAACACGCAUCAUGGGGUGGAGCUCAGAAUCAUUGUGGCGAUAAGAAACAAGCUUCUUCUGAUCACCAGGAAACAGUCACGGCUGGAUUGCCUCAGCUCUAUCGCUACAGUCACAGGGACCACCGACUCACCUGUGGACGAUUUCCAAUACAUAAGAGAGAUCUGCUUAUGUGACUCCCCGGUGGUCAUGGCCCUGGUCGAUGGCCCAACAGGAGAGAAUGAUCACAUGAUCUGUGUGGCCUACAGACAUCAGUUUGACUUGAUCAAUGAAAGUACAGGAGAUGCCUACAGACUACACCAUGUAGACUCCAACCGGGUGAACUUUGUUGCUGCCAUAGAUGUGUAUGAAGAUGGAGAGGCUGGACUACUUCUUUGCUAUAACAAUAUUUGCAUCUAUAAGAAGGUGUGUCCGUUUAACGGUGCAACUCCUAUGAUUCAACCCAACACUUCAGACUUCCAUUUCAGCUGGAACCAAAUGCCCAAUGCUAUUGUGUGUGCGUUUCCAUAUAUACUUGCAUUCACCACUGACUCCAUAGAGAUCCGGCUAGUUGUUAAUGGCAACCUAGUAUAUACAGCUGUCGUUCCAGAAUUGCAACUGACUGCGUCCAGAUCGGAUAUCUAUUUCAUCUCAUCAGCACCUAUAAACUCUGCCUCUAACUGUAGCUCCAGAGACACUAGUUCCCAGAGUUCCCCUCAGACUCCCACCGGCUACGAGAUGCCUGUCUUCCCUUCACCGCUUGGAGAUGAUUGUAUUCGGAUCCCCUACGGCACCAAGCUAUCCCUCUACAUGUCUAAAGACUCUGAAGGUGAAGUUCCCCCAAAACACAUCUAUAAGAUCCCGUUGAGCAACCUAGUUGGACGGAGCAUAGAAAGGCCCCUCAAGUCUCCAUUGGUCAAUAAAGUGCUCACGGUACCCGCCUCCAGUUUGAUCGGCCCCACUCCCAUGAUCUCAAGCACAACCUCCCUCUCACUGUCUCGCAUGGAGAUCAAAGAGAUCGCCAGCCGUACACGGAAAGAACUACUGGGUUUGACUGAGGAACCCAGCAGUAAGGCAGAUGGUAACUCAGUGAAACAGAGAAGAAUGAGCAAGAAAACCAAGGAGGAAGACCAGAGGAGAACAGCAGAGAUCAGCACCACUGAUCAGCAGGUAUGUCCAAUCAGAGUGGGAAUGGAGUCUGUAGAUGGAGAAACUGAUGUCCAGCAGCUUUGCUCAUCUGGCUCUGAGGUGGAGCCUCGAGGUGAUAGCCCACCCACGUCCUGCCCUUUUACCUUCGCCACAUCUUUUGAGGAGGAUAUUUUGGAUCUUAAGUGAUGACAAUCACAGUCUGUGGAUCACAGUGCACCUCUCACCUCCUACUAACUUUUACUUUAUAUUAUUCUUUUAACCAUGUUACGUAGAAUUUUCUGUUUUCCCCAGUCAUCUGUGUGUGCAAAUGCAUCCCCUGAGCUUUAAACUUUACAGGAGAAUGAGUUUACAGUGUGGUGAUGUCAAAAUUUACUCCUGGUGGAUGUAUGCAUGUGUGUGCAUAUGUGUAUGAUCCUGUGUUUACUCUAUAAGAAAGAUAAAAAUACAACUAGAAAAUCAGAUUAUCAUUUCCAAAUUCUGUUCGAAGAAGAAAUAAAUUUACAGAAAAUUUCCAAAAACUCCAAAAAUCUAAAUGACUCAAGGCUGGAUUGGUGAGACACAUUCUCCAUAAGCUUUGGGACAAAUCUAUAGCUUUGUAGCAAACUUGUAGCCAUAUGAACAGAAAUAAGAUCAUUAAAACCUUUCUUAAAAGGUCUGAGCCACAAUUUAAGUUAAGGCAAAAUAUUACUUUUCACUCCAAGGCCAGAAUGUAAGAUUGAUGCUCCUAAAACAAUGAAACAUAUUUUUUAACUUGUUAUUUUGCGUUUUUAAAUGUUUUCUAUGUUUGUGAUUUGUACUGUACAUUGUGUGAUUAUCAAAGUUGUAAAAAACUCUAUAUGCAUCUCAGGCCAGAUGCACAUGAACAUACAAAUGUAAACAUAUACAUAUAUAUACCUUUCUAGUUGUAUUAUGGAGAAAUAAAACUAUCUUCUUAUGUAUAUCAAUGUUAUGAUCUAACCUGCCUUCACCCUCACCAUGCUUUUAAAGCCUGACAUGCAAUCACUCUGCAGAAAGGGCAGGAGUCUCCCACAAGUGCCAUUUUCAACUGCAGCCGUCAACCACUGGCGUCCUCUAUCAGACUGACCAUGGAUUGCAUAAAUCAUGAGGCAGAAGCGCACAAAAAUCAUAACACAAUUUGGUCACUACAUCUGGUAAAUCUGCAGCUGGUUACUAUGCUAACAGUAUGAGCUUUGUCCAUGAAUAUCCGCAUUUACAGGCACACAGUCAAAACGCAUUCUUUAAGUUGUUAAGAUGUUGUUUCUUGAAAAGGGCUCUAGAUCACCUGCAUGCCUCCACUCAAUCCCACUACGAAAUAAAAGGGAUUUGAUGUAUUAAUGGAUUAGAAUUAGGAUGUAUAUUAUCUUUACUCUUCUCAUGAAUUUGAUAGAAAUUAAAAAAUAAAAAAAUAUAAAAAACUCUAGGAAUUCAUUCCAGGGUUACUUGGAUUUAAUAGAUAGAUUGAUAGAUUGAUAGAUCACCAAUCUUUGUCUUUUUUAAUAGAAUCUAAAUAAUCUUAAAAAACAAUCAUUUUGAGAAGCAAAGAGAUAAAGACUUUUCUUAUUUUCUUUGCCCCAUUUUUUUCUUGAUUUAAGCAUUUAUACACACACACACACACAGACAUACAUAUACAUAUAUAUAUAUAUAUAUAUAUAUAUAUAUAUAUAUAUAUAUAUAUAGUCUUAGAAAAAAAGUCUUUUAACAUGAAUUAUUUAAGAAUGUUUAGAUAUUUUUUCUGGAAAACAACACAAAAAUACAGAUAAAUUAUUUUUGCUGUGUAAUUUGAGAAUGAGAAUAUUGAUUCUGCUGUUUACAGUUCAAACUCAGAGAUGUUUAAAGCAUUUUAUCAAAGUGACACGAACACAAGAGCCUCAGGAACAGCACGAGAGGAGGUGUAAGUAUUAAACUGCUUAGCUGAAUGCAUGUACACCCCACACCCCCCACCCCACUCUCAGCCUUUCUCCAUCUGAAUGUGAACCACUCAACUCUAGUAGCAGCCUGGAAUAAAAAGGGAAAACAAUAAUAUUUUUGUAAAUGAAAAGUUUUACAUAUUAUUUAUUUGCUAUUUGUUGUCUUUGAUGAGCGCUGGGUGAGCCAGAGUCUGAUGGAAUAUAUAUAUAUAUUUUCUUUUUUCCCCCUUUGGCUAACUGUCCGUUGUCUUCCCACUCCUCCUGUUUUUGCAGUGGUUUUGUAUCUAUAUCAAUAUUAACUGUUUAGACUGUUUCAGAAACUCUGUGAUAUCUGAAAUGAAACAAAAAUGAAUAAUAAAAAAAAAAAAACACCAAGUGUCUUAAAACAUUGUAUUGCCAUUGUUUUUAAUGCCAAGUACUACUUGUAAAUGUUUGUGUUUCAGAUGUGGCCUCAAAAUAUUACUAUUAUUAUUAUAACAUUUAUUUGAAAUGUGUUGUAGCCCACUGCUGUAGUUAAUAUUGUUCAUUGAUAUUAAAUAAAUAUUUAUGAAAUUGA
Messenger RNA from Carassius gibelio (silver crucian carp), 5775 nucleotides. RefSeq names its product GTPase-activating Rap/Ran-GAP domain-like protein 3. Gene Ontology annotation, molecular function: GTPase activator activity. Gene Ontology annotation, biological process: regulation of small GTPase mediated signal transduction; activation of GTPase activity. The record is from RefSeq and is a predicted model, not a curated record. NCBI's taxonomy places the organism in Eukaryota, Metazoa, Chordata, Actinopteri, Cypriniformes, Cyprinidae. Gene Ontology annotation, cellular component: cytoplasm. The transcript is spliced from 31 exons. The coding region runs from base 328 to 3498 and encodes 1056 amino acids.